GUAGAAGAUCUGUUUCAUUCUCGUGAGGAUUUUACACUCUGGAUUAUUUUUUAUGGUGCCUGUUCGUGCAAGUACAUAAAAUCUUAAUCUCCUCUUUCUCGUUAAUCCUCGCAUACUUAUUAUUUUUCGUCUUGUGUGAUUGGAAAAGUUUCAUUUCAUAAUGAGCCUGCCACCACUUGAUGUACGACGUUAUUGACAAAGUGACACGACUCUUUUUAACGACUUGACCAGAAUAAGUGUUCAGUUGGAGUCGUCAUGAAGCGAAUUCUUAUCCUUGGUUCGGGCUACAUAAGUGGGUGUCUUGUCCACUUUCUCACCCGAGUUUGUGCCACCACCCAGAAAUAUUUGGUCACUGUGGCAUCCGUGGUACCGAAAGAGCUUGAAGAUUUGGCAACACAGUUCACCAACUUGCAAACAGUUGUCAUCAAUGUUAAAGAGGAUGCUGAGGCGUUGCAUGACCUCGUGGGAAAAUGCGACCUCGUCGUUUCUCUCCUACCGAACGAUAUGCAUCUUCCGGCUGCAAAAGCGUGUAUCGAUCUCCGCGUAAACAUGCUCCACGCGAGUUACAACUCUGAUGAGCUGAUCGCUUUGAAUGAUGACGCACGUCAGAAUGGGGUCUUGAUUUUGGGAGAACUUGGUCUCGAUCCGGGGAUAGACCAUUUACUGGCGAUGAAAUGCAUUCAUGAAAUUCAAGAGCAGAAAGGAAAGAUCGUAUCGUUCGUUUCGUAUUGUGGUGGACUCCCAGCUCCGGAAUGUUCUGGGGACAAUUACCUUCGAUACAAAUUCUCCUGGGCGCCGAAAACUGCUUUAGGGAAUUUACUAAACGGGGCGAGAUUUUUGGAAAAUAAAUCAGUUGUCGAGAUUCCGCGUGGGGGUGGAAUUCUAGACGAGACGAAGCAACUCCAUUUCCUACCAGAACUUGGAUUGGAGGGUUACCCGAAUCGGGAUAGUUUAGUGUAUCUGGAAAAAUACGGACUUUCACCGCAUAUCCGGACAUUGAUCAGAGGGACGUUGAGAUACACAGAGUUUUCCAAGAGGGUAAAGACAUUGAUAAAGGUAGGCCUUCUUAGCGAUGACGCGGUCGAUUUCUUGGACCCUGAUGUCAACCAAGCUCCACUGACUUGGCGUGAAUUUAUUGCUUCCCUUCUUCAUAUAAAUCUUUCCACUGGAAACAACGAUGCCAAUUCCGCAUUUCGGACCGUCCUAUCUCCCACAGAGAUAGAAACAUUAACCAGCCUCGGAUUACUUGAGGACACGGCCGUACCAAAAGUUGGUACUCCUUUGACCGCAUUAGCCAACCACUUAGAAGGGAUGCUUCAAUUUAAAAACGGAGAACAAGAUGUCGUAAUCUUACAUCACGAAUUGGAAGCAAAAUAUCCCAUGCUCUCCAGUCACGAGUCAGUCUGUGGGAGAAAAGAAUUUCGAGAGAUUGAUUUCAUCGUGUACGGGGAUCCACUCCAAUCUAAUCGAGACUCUAAUUUCAAUCAACCCAUAAAUAGGACCCCCACCACGACACCACACGCCUACUCAGCCAUGGCAAAAACCGUAGCAUACACGUUGGGUAUCGGGGCGGAAAUGAUGCUCAAUGGCGAAAUCAAGCAAGUCGGCGUCAUCUUGCCGUUGACAAGAGAUAUUUAUCUUCCAAUUCUGGAACGGCUCGCGCACUACGGACUCUUUGCGAUUGAAAGAAUUCUAAAUGAGUUUGUUUGAAUUGGAGGAAUAUUUGUUAUUAUUUUGGGCGGACGAUGCUGUCGUGUUGAAGGGUGUGAUGAAGGGGAUAGGUGGCUGAUUUUCCUCCCUUUUUGCAUACUUCGGCCUGCAAGUGCAUCCACUUUCGAC
Molecule: messenger RNA, 1839 nt
Organism: Folsomia candida
Lineage: Eukaryota; Metazoa; Arthropoda; Collembola; Entomobryomorpha; Isotomidae
Product: alpha-aminoadipic semialdehyde synthase, mitochondrial
Exons: 10
Coding region: 256-1710 (484 amino acids)
Cellular component (GO): cytoplasm
Molecular function (GO): saccharopine dehydrogenase activity
Source: RefSeq, a predicted model, not a curated record